AUGGCGCCGUGGGGAGUACUCACGCUUAUAUGUGUUGCAUUCAUCUUUGUCGAAGCCAGGCGAUUUCACCAAAAACGCGAUACUAAAUCUCACCUCUGCGAUCCAGUAUACAAUAAUACAAACAAAAUACAAUGCUAUUGUGUCAGAGGUGCACUAAAUAACGAAAUUCGAAGUGCAGAUUGCUCUCUCGCAGUUGACGGUGUAGCACCGGACGAUCCUAACUGGAAAGUGUUUGAGGAGUUAAAAGACAUUGGAAAGCUAGAUUUUACUAAUUCAAGAGGCAUUAAUUUAAAAUACAUUCCGCACCACGCUCUUGAACAUACUAAAGCCGUGUUGAAAUUAACCGUUAAAUACGGAAAUAUCGAUGUUAUUGAACCAUUCGCGUUCGCCAACUUAACUCUCGUCCGAGAAAUAACUCUUGCUGACAAUCAGAUUAAAACUUUAAAAGCUAAUGCGUUUUGCCACCACCGAGAUUUAGUUACCAUUGGCUUAGACACGAACGCUAUUGUAGAAAUAAAUAGAGACGUAUUUAUCGAUUUGCCGUCGCUAGAAAAGAUUUAUCUUACAAAUAAUAAGAUAACAACGAUUCACGAUAGAGCAUUUGUGCACUUGGUGAAUUUGAGAGAGUUAGAAAUUGAUCGGAACAACCUGUUCAGUUUGAAUAGCGAAACGUUUUCGGGAUUGAAAAAGUUAGAAAAGCUUGAUUUAAGCGGCAACAGUUUAGAGGUUAUCGGUGACAAUACCUUUUUGCCCCUUCAAAAUUUGCGUAUACUGAAUUUGGAAGGGAAUAAAAUUCAAAUGCUAGAUGAGAAAGCUUUUAAAGGUUUAUCGAAGUUGAAGUCUUUGUCUUUAUCUCAUAAUGUGAUAAAAGAUAUUGAUAACGUGAAGAUAUUUGAGGGAUUAAAGUCUCUUGUGAUACUCAAUUUGAAAGGCAAUCAGCUGAAAACUCUGAAGCCAGAGGUGAUGGAUCCUAUAGUGAAAAAUUUUUACACUAAUGCAAGCAAUUUGGAUAUUGAAGAUAACAACUUUCCAUGUGACUGCCGUCUCGACUGGUUCCUGACUCUCAUAAACAAAACAGACACGCCUUCACAGCUGAAGCUAACUAUAGAUAACCUAAAGUGCAUUCCAAGUCCUGAACUCAAGGAAAAAUGGACGAAAGCGACAGAAGUCGAUAAAGUCGAAGAAACACAAGACAUCGAAGCAGCAGCCGACUACGAAUACUAUGACGAUACACAAUUAAAUGGCAAAUUAUUUUACACCGACUUAAGAUUCUUAUUGAAUUGCUCUGACAAAUUCGAUGAAACUUCACCAAAUAUAGCCAGUCCAAAACCAAAAAGUACAAUGGAAAAAACUGGAACUACCCAUAAAGCUGUCAACUCAGAUUUGAUUGGAAGUACAACAGAGUUUAAUAAAGUUCAAGAAAUAACGGAAGCUAAGAAGAUAUUCACAACCACAAAGUUAGUUACGGUUUCGGAAAAUCCCAUUGGAAAUUUGAAUGUCGAAGAAAUGGCCUCUGAUGAAGGCAAGCCUGAUACAAUAAAAGCGCACAGAAGCGUGCAAGAAAUGAGAGAUGUGAGUGCAAGCGGUGCGUUUAGAAAUGUAGCCUCUAUUAUUAUGCUUAUAAUAACAUUUAUUAUGUAUUUG
This is a messenger RNA of Brenthis ino (lesser marbled fritillary), 1644 nucleotides long. The record is from the annotation of a GenBank genome assembly. Lineage: Eukaryota; Metazoa; Arthropoda; Insecta; Lepidoptera; Nymphalidae.